This is a messenger RNA of Ornithodoros turicata, 774 nucleotides long. RefSeq names its product tigger transposable element-derived protein 6-like. Lineage: Eukaryota; Metazoa; Arthropoda; Arachnida; Ixodida; Argasidae. Bases 1 to 774 code for a protein of 257 amino acids. The record is from RefSeq and is a predicted model, not a curated record. Gene Ontology annotation, cellular component: nucleus. The transcript has a single exon. Gene Ontology annotation, molecular function: DNA binding.
AUGGACGGUUCAGACAAGCGCCGUUUGCUCGUCCUUGGCAAAUCUGCACGGCCGCGCUGCUUCAGAAAGCAAGAAUGCCUGCCUGUAGUGUACCGAGCAAACAAAAAAGCUUGGAAGACACAGCAGCUUUUUACCACUUGGUUACAGAAGUUUGAUGACGACAUGGUUGCAGAAGAACGGCGGGUGGUUCUAAUGCUAGACAACUGCACAGCCCACAACGAGCAGCCAAAGCUAACUGCUGUCAACUUGGAGUUCCUGCCUGCGAACACUAUUGCCAAGAGCCAACCUAUGGACCAGGGUGUCAUAGCAACUGUGAAGGCACACUACAAGAAGUGUAUCUGUGAGAAAGUCAUCCUGAACCUGCAACGGCAUGACCCACUUGAGGUGGAUUUGAAGGCGGCUAUCGAAAUGAUAACUGCCUCUUGGUGGCAAGUGAAAGCCACAACCAUAAGCAAGUGUUUUCGCAAGGCUAGAUUUCUGCGCAACGACUGGACCGUGCUGGACAUCGACACAGCCGACAAUGAGGAUGUGAACGCUGAAGACGUCUGGCAUGGCCUAGUCAGAAAUGACAUUGUUUUUGCGGAACACACUUUCGACGUGUUCCUCAAUGAAGAAGGCGACGAGAUCAACAUCUGCGAAGGAGCAACUACGGAUGAACAGAUCAUAGCAGCUGUAUGUGAUACUGUGGAGGAGUGCUCACUUGAGGACGACGGUGACGGGACGCCAUUAGAAGUGUCAUACAAAGAUGUGCUAGAAUGCGUGAGCAUGCUGUAA